Mesorhabditis belari is the source of this 1089-nucleotide messenger RNA. The record is from the annotation of a GenBank genome assembly. NCBI's taxonomy places the organism in Eukaryota, Metazoa, Nematoda, Chromadorea, Rhabditida, Rhabditidae.
AUGAAGAUAGAAUUCGUUUUCUUGCUUGUGGCUUCAUUGGCACAAAUUGUGACAGCAGAUGAAGAAUGGAUUGACGAGUGCAAGAGGCAGAGUGAAAAAAUUGUCAUUCAUUCGGCUGAUGGCUACUGGAAAAACUUUUCGAGCGAUGUGACGUCUUAUCAACAGGAUGGGGUCUAUCGAAAGUUCACGUGCACUGCUGAUCCAGGCCAUUUCGCGUUUGUUCGAAUAAACGGCCAGAUGGAUUCACCGUCAGACACAAAAACUAUCGAUUGUGGAAAGAAGCGUAAAUGGUUGCACAAAGGUGAAGUCGUUGACACUGUUGGAUGCUACACGGGUCCACGGGCAAAUUGGAUCCAAAAGCCCCAAGAAGAGGAAAGGAUUCGAAAUUGGAUGACCGAGAAUCAAGGAACUGUAGAGGAUCAAAAGGAUUGGACAUGGGGCAGCACCCAGUAUGAACAACAAAAGAAAAUGCAACGAAUGGCCUCGGAAAUCCAAAAUCUUUUGGUUAACACCGAUCAUAUAAUCAGAAAGCAAGUCGCCGUUCUACCGGCAGACUAUGUGAAUGUUUAUCCGGAAAAUCUGCCCUUCUCAGAGGACAACUACUACAUGAGAACGCGCUUCGUUGGCUUUGGAGACGAUAACUCUGUGCUGGAAUUUGACAAUUAUGUGAUAUUUGUGUUUCGUGGUGGCUUUCCGGAGAGAUCAAAGCCUGAUGCAAGAGAAGGAAUCAGUGAUUACUUUCAAGAUGGUCUCAAUGGGAUAGAACGACACAACGGGAUCCAAUUGCUAGCAGAGCGUGCAGCGACUUAUGGUGAUGAAUGGGAAGGACACGAUUUCGCGUUUGUUCGAAUAAACAACAUGACGGAUUCACCGUCGGAGACAAAAACUAUCACUUGUGGAUCGAAGCGUAAAUGGUUGUACAAAGGUGAAGUCGUUCUCUCUGUCGGAUGCUACACGGGUCCACGGGCAAAUUGGACCCAAAAGCCCGAAGAAGAGGAAAGGAUUCGAAGUUGGAUGGCCGAGUAUCACGGAGUUAAAUUGACACCGAUACAAUUAGAAAGCAAGUCGCCGUUCUACCGGCAGACUAUG